Pezoporus flaviventris is the source of this 3737-nucleotide messenger RNA. RefSeq names its product DLG associated protein 5 (gene DLGAP5). The transcript has 18 exons. Gene Ontology annotation, molecular function: microtubule binding. NCBI's taxonomy places the organism in Eukaryota, Metazoa, Chordata, Aves, Psittaciformes, Psittacidae. Gene Ontology annotation, cellular component: cytoplasm; nucleus; spindle pole centrosome. Gene Ontology annotation, biological process: centrosome localization; signaling; mitotic spindle organization. The record is from RefSeq and is a predicted model, not a curated record. The coding region runs from base 15 to 2570 and encodes 851 amino acids.
CCAGGGUCAUUGAGAUGGCUGCUACCUCCCAGUUUGCCAGUCGAUACAAAAAGGAUCUCAGUACAGAAGCCCUCAGAACAAAAGUGGCACGUAGAAAAUCAAUGCUUCAGAAGGAGAACAGACACAAGUUGUUUGAAAAAGGCAGACACUUUGGAUUGGCAGAUGUCAAUAUUCAGCUCUCAAGAGAGAAGGGAAAUCCUCAACUAAAGGAGAGGAGUGAAACAUGUUCUCAAGAGGACAGCAGUGUCAAACAGAAACAAGCUGCAAAUGCAGCCUCCAAGAGGAUUAAUGAACGCAAGGAAAUGCUCCAGCGCUAUAAAGAAGAAAAGGAACUUCGAAAACUGAGAGAGCAGAGAGAGAAAGCAAAGAAGGGCGUGUUUAAAGUUGGGUUAUAUAGACCAACUGCGCCAGGUUUUCUCUCAUUUGUACCUGAAGAUCCAGUGAUAGUGAAGCAGAGAGAAAAGGCAGCUCCUGCUUUCUCUGGGAGGAUUACUCGAUCAAAGGCCAAGAACCAAGAAGAAAUAACUGUGAUACCAACUGCAUUUAAGCACUCUAUGGUCUCUGCCAACGGGCAUAAAGUGCGCCCUAUGCAAGCAGGAUGUCAACAGACGAGUACAGACAAAGCUGGUGAAAAAGCAAAAGUGUUGCAGACUGCAGUCCAGACAGCCUCAAAUGUAAGAAUCACCAGAGCAGCAGCCUCUGCAGCUAGGCAGAUGCAGAAAACGACAGCUACUGAGGCUACUACUGGUAACCAGUCACAAAAGAAGACAGCAAAUGCAAGAAAGCAGAAGAAAACAGUCAAACCUGGCAUCACAGAGGUAAUUCCUUCUGAACAUGAAGUGGAUAAAAACACUCAACCGGAUCCAGUGAUGAAAGGUUCUGCAGCUGAUUCUAAACAUCCAGUGUCAAUAGAAAUUCAACAGGAACAAACCUCAGUGGAAAACAAAACCAGUUCUGCUCUGAGGAGACCCAGAAUGCAUUCUUUUGCGCCUCAAAACUUUGUGUUCCAGCCAUUAAAUGGAUUAGAAACUUACAAAAUUAGACCCAUGACUCCUUCUAGGGCAAAUGCAUUUUUGACACCUAAUGCCUUCUGGGAUUUUUCAGAAUCACCAGGUGUUACAAUUAAAAAAUCCAGUGAAACUAAGGCACAAGAGGCUAAUUUUAAAAGUCCAGUUUCACCUGCUGGUAAAGACAUUCAAGAACAACAAGCCCCUACAAGUUUGGAAGAAGAAAAAGCAAGUGAACUGGAUGAAAAAACUUCCAUUCAGAAAUCAAAUUCCAGAGCUCCAAUCUCUCCAGAUACAAGAGUGCUUGAAACCAAGUCAGAUGAUAUAAGAGAGCAAGAGCAUGAUGUGCCCUAUUUCAGAAACAUUCUUCGGUCUGAGACUCAGAGCCUGGAGUCUCAGUGCCUCCAGUGGGAAGGAAAAUUAGAGUUGGACAUUCCAGAGGAUGCUAAAGAUCUUAUUCGUACCACGACUGGUCAGACAAGACUGCUCCUUGCAGAAAGAUUUCAACAGUUUGAAGGACUGGUGGAUAAUUGUGAAUUUAAACGUGGUGAAAAAGAAACGACAUGUACAGACUUAGAUGGAUUUUGGGAUAUGGUUAAUUUUCAGAUCAGAGAUGUGAAUAAAAAAUUUGAUGAUCUGAAGAAGCUCCAAAACAAUGAAUGGCAACCACUUGAUGUCCCAAGCAAAGCAAUUGUAAAGAAAAAGACUAUUACAAACAGAGUGUCUAAACCAAAGCUGGGAACAGCUGGAAGAACUGCAGCCCAAAACCGGCUUGCUGCUGUAAAAGCAGCUAUGAGGGAUAAAAUGAAGCAUGAUGGAGCUGCUGAUCAUACACAACAGGAGAAGCUACCACAGGCAGAAAAAGUGGUUUUUGAAGGGGGAUUUUUCACAAUUGAAAGCCCUGUGAAAACCUUUCCAGGCUUGCUUUCAAAGACACCUUGCAGAUCUUCCCAGCGGACUUCUGAAAAACUGGCAACUCCAAGAUCAUCCAGUAGAGCUUUGUUUCCAGGCAUUCCUUCUGCCCUUCAUCACCCUGAGGAUACAACUGCAGAACAAACACCAUCAGUGCCCAAAGGCUUCCACCCAGCACCAGAUUUGAAAAUGCACCAGUUUCCUGUUGGAAAAACUCCCCCACUGGAAAAACUCCCUGGUGGUUUUCUUGAACAAAGCAUUUCUGUAGUUGCUGAAGAACAUUGCUCUGUUGCUGGCACAGAAGAGGUAAAUAAGGUGCUGGAGGAUUCUAGCAGUGAAUUAAAAGUAAUGGAUGGCACAGAAGAGAUGGUAUUAUCUGCUGCAGAACAACAAGAUAUUGUCAUGUGCAGUCCAGAGAAGGAUAAUGGCGCAGAGACUAACUUUGUUCAGUCUGGAGAACCAAAACCACAUCAAACAGAUGUUUCAUGCAAUAAUUUGACAUCUACUGAGAGAAAUCCUUCUGAUAUACCAGUGCUGGAUGCUGAGCUUCCCAUCACUCCAGUCAAGACCAUAGCCCAGAAGUUUGCAGCAGCUGAAGCAUUCAAUGACCUUAUUGUAUUUUCUCCAUUUUCUUCCUCUGGGGAAAAAUGAAAAUUAACUUGAAAUUAAAAAUAUGUAAAUUAUACCAACAAAACCCCCAGGUAUCUGGAAUCAUCUGUUACCCUUGAACUGUGGUCUGAGUGAAUGAAUGCCUGUAGCACUUUGUAGUGGAGCUCAUAAAAAUAUUUCAUAAUGUUUUACAGUGCAGUCAGUCUGUACUGUAAGUACUGCUGUAUAUUAGCAGUGGGGUGUUCACUGGUUUUAUACCUGCUGUAUCCAAUGAUUGCAUAUUUUGCCUACAACAUGAAAUAUUUUUAGUUUUGUAUAAUUCUAUGUAUUGCCUGUCUACUUCAAGCUUUAAAACUAUUCAUUUUUAAACUUCUAUAUUCUGACCUUACUUACCUCAUAAAUUAUUAUGAGACGCCUACCAGACUAGCUGUACUGGUGCCCUGUUUCUGACGCGUGCAUGCCUUCUGAGGUAACUCAACAUUUUACCUCCCUAAGCACUGUUACAUGCUCGGUCACUGCUCUGAGGAUGCUGUUGCACCCUUAGGCUCUGGUAUUCUGUGCGUUAACAACUGCCUGAGCAGCAGCUGUGGCAGGGAUUGAUGCAUGUCUUUUUUAAUUCUGUGGGAGUCUUUUUUUGUGUUUAACAACCACUUGCUUUGUAAUAGUAGAAACUCAGAACAAGGAAUUCUGAGUCAGAUAAUAUCUUUUCCUGGCAAUGUAUUAAAAUAGGCACUGGAUAUUUUCUUUAAGGACACAGUUAUCUGUUGAGUCUCUUAAGUACUUUCAAGCUCAGUUGUAUUCUCUCUUUGCUUUUUUCAUGUGAAAAUCUCUUAACCUCUUUCUCUGAACACUUGACAUGCUAACCUCAGCCUCUCCUUGCAUCUUAUUGCUGUGCAUUCUCUUCUCUGGACUGUAAUGUAUUUAUGCAUAAGGAGUAUGCCAGUUAUAUAUACUUGAUUUGAGCAAUCGUAUUAGGAGUACAGUUGAGUGCUAUAUUUUUAACCAAUAUCUGACUCAGCUUCUUGUAAUGGUGACCUUAGUGUAAUGCACACAUUCUUCCUCUAGCCUUCACUUUAAACCAAAUGAAGGUAAUUCAAAUCCCUCAGCAGAAAGCAUCGCCAGUACAGCUUGGGGAGCUUGUAUGACAUGAAUUUUAACCUGGAAGCUGUGUACUGAUUACACUGAAAUAAAUAGAGGAAGCUAACGUGA